This is a messenger RNA of Phytophthora nicotianae INRA-310, 2152 nucleotides long. RefSeq lists its product as hypothetical. The record is from RefSeq and is a predicted model, not a curated record. Gene Ontology annotation, cellular component: membrane. Gene Ontology annotation, molecular function: myo-inositol:proton symporter activity. Gene Ontology annotation, biological process: transmembrane transport. NCBI's taxonomy places the organism in Eukaryota, Oomycota, Peronosporomycetes, Peronosporales, Peronosporaceae. The transcript has 2 exons. The coding region runs from base 367 to 2091 and encodes 574 amino acids.
CUCAAUGCAACGCGUUGUGGUUCCGGCUUCCUCGUUACGAAAGAGCGAGGCAACUAGUAUCCUCCUCGAGACCAGUUGAAAUUCAAGUUGACAUGUGCAUUGCAACUUGGACUUGGACCAACGUGGACAGCUCUGCCUUGAACACACGCUAAGAUUUGCUGGUAACCCAUUUUGUGUUGCUGCUAUUGGCCAAUCUGUAUGUGACGCCGGAGAACCCCGAAGAAACAACCCCGACAACUCCAACGGUCCGUUUCGCAUCCGAUCAUUUGCAAAUUUGCCACUUCAGACUCAGUACAAGUGGUGGACGCACUACCAGUGAAGAAUUUAUCAAAUACAGUGUGUAGCCAUUUCCAGCUUCACUUCAACAUGUCAAGAAGUUCGCUAUGCUCGACGCGAAAGUCUCCGCAGCACGAAGCCGCUCCCCUGCUGCCCAAGGCAGAUGCAAUGCUGCCAAAAGAGGGCAAUCCGCUCUACUUGUAUCUACUCACGCUCUGCUCCACCAUCGGUGGCUUCCUCUUCGGCUACGACACGGGUGUAAUUUCCGGUGCGCUGGUACUACUGAGAAGUCCCGAAGUGUUCGAUCUCACGAAUCUUCAGAGUGAGAGUGUAGUCUCUGCUGCAGUUGGCGGUGCUAUCGUCGGCGCAGCCUUGAGUAGUUGUGGUAACGACGUGUUCGGCCGACGUCGUGUGAUUCUCAUGUCCUCCGCCAUGUUCACCACUGGGUCGGUGCUGAUGGCAUCUGCUAAUUCAUUCGGAGAACUUCUCGUCGGGCGUCUCGUUGUUGGAAUAGCAAUUGGAUUCGCGUCUAUGACUGUACCGCUUUACAUCGCUGAAGUAUCACCACCGGAUAUCCGCGGCCAGCUCGUGUCGCUGAAUAACGCGUGCGUCACUGGUGGGCAGUUUUUUGCUUGUGUUCUAGAUGCGAUACUGGCCGAUGUCGAUCAAGGUUGGCGCUACAUGCUCGGGUUGGCUGCUAUCCCUGCGUUUCUCCAGUUCCUUGGAUUCCUGGCUCUACCAGAGACUCCACGCUACCUCAUGAGUAAAGGACGCAAGGAAGAAGCUUGGGAUUCGCUCGUUAAAGUUCGAGGAACAAUGGACGUCUCAAUGGAAUUCAGCCAUGUAGAGGACGAGGUGGAACGCGACCGUUAUGAAGACAGCAACGUGUGGGAGGAAUUGAAGUCGCCUGCAGUCAUUCGUGCUCUGGUUCUGGGAUGUUUCAUCCAAGCUUUAGCCCAGCUAUGCGGUAUCAACACUGUCAUGUACUAUGGGGCUACUAUCAUCCAAAUGGCUGGAUUCACCAACCCCACCACCGCCAUUUGGCUCUCUGCGCUCGUAUCUUUCAGCAACUUCAUCUUCACCUUCGUCGGGAUCUACCUCGUAGACCGAGCUGGUCGUAGACUACUUACACUCGGUAGUUUGGCUGGCGUAUUCUUCUCUUUGGUCGCUCUUGGAGGGAGUUUCUACGCUGCAGAACUGCAGUCAACGGAGGUGACGGGUAUCGGUGAAUGUUCCGGAAUCGCAACGUGCUUCGACUGCGUGGCCAACGUUGCGUGUGGAUUCUGUUCCGAGGGAUCUCCCGAUCCGAUAUUCGCAUUAUCCAACCCCACGAAUGCCAACUUGUGUAUGCCUGGCAAUACUGCAUCAACCAUGCAGGGAUCAUGUGCUACUUCCAACUGGUCCUUCCAGGCUUGUCCGACAGAUAGUCGAGCCCCUGGCUGGGCCAUCUUCGUUGCUCUCUUCGUCUAUUUGGCUUUCUUCGCUAGCGGAAUGGGCUGUAUGCCUUGGACUAUCAACGCUGAGAUCUACCCACUCCGAGUUCGAAGUUUUGCGUUGAGUAUGGCGACGUCCGUGUGUUGGAUCACCAACUUGUUGGUGUCGUUCACUUUCUUGUCGAUUGUAGACGAACUCUCGGUAUAUGGCGCUUUUUGGCUGUACGCAUCGAUCGCCUUGUUUGGAUUCGCGUACUUGUGGAAGGAACUCCCAGAGACGAAAGGCUUGGAACUCGAAGAAAUCCAACAAAUCUUUGAACGUCGUGAACAGCGGACAAGCUCAGUAUUCUCGACUAUCAGCAGCAUACAAACGAAUGAGUAGACAAGUGGCUCUUCGCAGUGAAACAAUAGUGCAUUGAUAAUAUAAAGUACUUGACUGAGAA